GCGAAAUGUUGAUAACACCGCAUAAUUUUGAUAACAUAUUUCCAUCGUCUAGCAAUCUGUUUCGAAUUUGAUGAGGAACAUCGAACCCAUCGGAUUUUUCAUCUGAUCGAUAAUCUAGUUUUUCGAGGAACACGGUAUGUCAGGAGUUUGGUAGACAAUAUAGAUACAGAAUUAAACAUAACAUUUCGCAAAUCAGUUAAAAAAUACACUUUCAGGAGUUGAAUAGGCAACAUUAUAUAGACAAUUGGGAACCACUGAGUAUUCUCAUCAAAUAUUACCAUUGGUACAUAUGUGAUAACUGAUAAUAGUGAUUAUAUUACAGCCAAAUCAAUGCCAGUUAAGGUUAUGAAUUAUAUAAUUAUUAUAAAAAAAAUUAAUUUUAAAUUUAGGAUUUUUAAUUAUAGUUAUUGUAAAUAGUUAAACAUUUUAAGACUGAUAGACCGGAAUUGGCACCAAGUGAGAUAUCUUUAUUUUUUAAUUUUGUAAAAUAUUUUUUUUUAAUUUAGACUCUGGUUUUUUAAUUUAUAUUAGGUGAGUAUAGUUUAUUUUAACUAACAUGGGAGCAGCUGGAUCACAUUUAACUCGAUAUAUCAGAAGAUUUAAUGUAAUCAAUCGAACCGAACGAAUAAUAAACGAAGAAAAACCUAAGGUUGCUCCAUUGUAUAAAGUAGACGCUGAACGUCUAAAAAAGCUUAUGGAAGGUAAUUUUAGUUUAAAAUGCAAAGUAAGAAUACCCAAUAAUCGACAUUGAUUUCAGAUAAUCCUGGACUCAUAGAAGAGCUAAAAAAUAAAAAUUCAACUCUUGAGAAGAAUCUACAAAGUGUUUAUGUAAAAUCUAAAGGUGAUGUUAGUAUUAUACAAUUUUUUUUUAUAUAAAUGCAGUUUACUUGUCACACUUUUUAAAUGUUAUGUACCAGGUGAUCAAUUUAAGUGGAUACGCUCAUUAUAUUGGAGAGUAUUAACUUUUUCUAGAAUUUUUUUUUACAAUAUUUAAAAAAAAAACCUGUUCUACAAUUUUAUAUUCAUAUUAUUUUUUGUCACAUUUAUUUUUGGGGAUAAAACCACUAUCUACUUUAGAUUUUCAAACAGCAACCUAUAAUAAAAAGUACAUAAAUAAAUUGAGUAUUAGUUAAAAUAAAUUUUAGUUUCAACAUUUUUGAUUUUUGUCAAGCCGUUGAUGAGAUAUUCCGCUUUUAAGUUUGGGUUGGAGGAAAGUAGUAGAGUAUAAUUUGUGAGGCCGUAUGGCGUGCUGUGUAUCAAUAAUGCACCACUACUCCUUCAACCUAAAUUUAAAAGUAGAAUACCUCAUCAAUGGCUUGACAGAAAUCAAAAAUAUUAAUACUAAAAUUUAUUUCAACUAAUACUCCAUCUAUUUAUGGAAUUUUUAAAAUAGGUUGCUGUUCGAAAAUCUAAAGUAGAUAGUGGAUUUAUCCUCCACAAAAAGGGUAACAAAAAAUAAUGUAAAUAUAAAAUUGUAGAGCAGCUGGUUUCUUAAAUGUUCUAGAAAAAGUCUAUAUUUUUUGAGAUAUUGAAUGUACUUAAAUGAAUCACCUGGUACAGUAAUUCAAAAUUAGCAAAUUGAUUAACGUUUCACUGCACAAACUGCUGUUUUUACUGUGCUAAUCAAUGUACAUUUUUAGGGUUGUGUGAGUUAUAGACUUUGAAACAAAUUUUGAGUUUAGUUCAAAUAUUCAAUUCGAUUAAGGUUGUUUUUUUUUACUUGUAAACAUGAGUACUCAAUUUGAAUCUUGUAUUCGAUUUUACAAAUUUUUUGUGUAUUAUGAUACAGUAUCAAGUAUCAUUCUCAUAGUUAUCUAACAAUAAUUGUAAACAUUAAAUUUUAGCUCUCAAAUUUGAUUUAAAUUUCAAAUAAUUAUUUAUAGUAAAAAAAAAAUAAAAAUUGUGGUUUGUAAUAAAAAACUAAGUGUUGAGAAAAUGGCAUUAAUUGUUUUAUGUUGUAACAUUAUAUAGUUAAUAGUACAUUUUCUUUUAUAGUUACCAAACAAUCAAUCAAAAGCCAAGCUACCACAAAAUCGAGAACAGGUAUUUAAUUUUGGUUUUUUGGUUGAAGAUCCAGAGAGUGUGCCUCCUGGACGGUACACACUUACACAAAUUACUGAAUGUAUAGCUGAUCAUUAUAAAGAUAAACAAAUUUAUACUGCAGAAAUUUUGGCUAAACGAGUUAAAAUUGAUGUCAAAUUAAUGGGUAUGCAAUAUAAAAUAUAUUUUAUUGAAUUUGUACUUAAGGUAAACCACCAGUAAAUGGCACCAUAUCAAUGUAUGCCACUGGUUUAAGUAUAAUGUGUAGAUAUAUAAAUAUUAAUCUUAAAAAAUAGUAAAUUUUAAAUCUCACAACUAGACCUAACAAUUUAAGGUAUAAUAAUACCAAUCAUGUUUUUAUCUAUAAGUAUAUUAAAUUGGUGCAUAGAUUUGUAUACAUUUAUUAUUAUAUUUGUAAUGUUAAAUUAUUUGAAUAAUAAAAAUAAAAUUAACUUUCAAUAUCACAUAUGCAAAAAUUUAGGAAGAAUUAAAUGUAACAGCCCUGAUAAGAAAUAUGAAGUUUUCAAAAUAAAAUAUAUUUUUAAUUUUAUAAUUUAAAUAUAAUUAUUUAUCAAACAAAUUACAAUUAUAUACUAACACUAUAUGUUUUAAUGUUGUACAAUGCGUACAAUUAUGUGAUAUCUACAUCAAUUUUAAUAUAUUUGUAUUUAUAUUAUUCUUUUUACAGAAAAUAUAUUAAAAUACUAUAGGAUAUUUGAUAUGCAUAUACCGCCAAAGAUGUUGAAAAAAAAUGAAGAAUUUUCUAUUGGCAGCACUAUAGAUAAAAUUAGAACUUCUUUUGAAAUAGAUAAAUACACUGAAGAACAAAAAAAAAUUGGUAAAAAUUAAUACUCAGAGAUAAUUAGUAGUUAAAUAUUAUAUGUUAAAAAUGUUACAAUAUAUUGUCUUUAAUGUUGAAACUGUUCAGUUAUUUUGCAGUUAUAUAGUAUUAACAGUAUUUUAUAAUAAUAUGAAUUGUUUAAAGAAACAAUAAAACAAACACAAAAUGUAUUGUACAACUCAAAUGACUGGUAUUAUGUUUAUUAAUUAUUAACUAAUCAAAGCCAUAUUAUUUUUAAAUUAAUAAUUAAUAAUGUUAUGUAAUAAGACUGUAAAUAAUUUUUUUAAUUACAAUAUCAUAGUAAUAGAUUGUACAUCAAAUAAUAAAUUUAUUAAAACUAAGUAUAGGUACCUUAAUAAAUAAGUUUUCAAAUUUAAACAAAUUUAAUCAUAGUUUAUUAUUUUAAAUUUCACUAAAAAAAGUUUUAUUGAAAUUAUCUAUUAAUUUAAAACAUCAAAAUUGGUAAAAAAAACAUUAUACAAGUUAAUG
This is a messenger RNA of Cinara cedri, 3370 nucleotides long. NCBI's taxonomy places the organism in Eukaryota, Metazoa, Arthropoda, Insecta, Hemiptera, Aphididae. The record is from the annotation of a GenBank genome assembly.